AUGGGGAGAUUUAAUAACGAGACUCUGGAGGUCCAAGAUCUGAGGAUUGACAUGAUGGUAAGUAUCCUCAUUCACGGGUUGAAGAAAGGACUUUUCGCCUCUGCUCUGGCAAGAGACCCGCCGACCAAUGUGGAACAAUUGAUGCGCUUGGCGCAAAAAUAUAUUAACGAAGAAGAAAUGAAUGCAAUGAAGGAUGGGGAGUGGUUAGGUGCUAGAAGGACCCGCGACCACGAAUCUGGGAAUGAUCUAAGGCAAAAUGCUGAUCGCACUCGCGACCCUCCAUACCGACCAAAAUACCACCGGUACACACCCUUGAACACUACCCGAACGAAGGCGCUGUUGACUGUGGAGAAAUCAGACAUGUUAAAAUGGCCCCGCCAUACGAGAUUCACACCAGCUAAGAAAUUUUCGGGUAAGUAUUGUAAAUUUCACCGCGAGCGUGGGCAUGACACGGAAGAGUGUUAUCAACUAAAAGAUGAGAUUGAGAGGCUGAUAAGACAAGGAUAUUUUAAAGAGCUGGUGUUAAAAUGUCGCGCUGAGGAAACUGUUGUUCGUAGAAGCAGGUCUAGGAGUCCCGACAGAAGGCAGGAUAAAGGAAAAGGGAUGAUGAAAGAAGCUAAUCUGGGAGGAAAUGCGCCUGUGAAAGGCAUCAUAUAUACUAUUGCAGGAAGGCCUGAAGGGGGCGAUUCGGGGAGAUCUAGAAAGCGACAGAAUAGAAAUGUUCAACGUGGUCAACUGAUGGCAAAUAUUGAGCCAGAAGAAGAAAUCACAUUUGGAAGCAAGGAUGCGACAGGAAGAGCAGGGUCGCAAAACGAUCCCAUGGUGAUCAGACUCGACAUAGCAACUUUACGGUCCGAAAAGUUCUGA
Molecule: messenger RNA, 867 nt
Organism: Sesamum indicum (sesame)
Lineage: Eukaryota; Viridiplantae; Streptophyta; Magnoliopsida; Lamiales; Pedaliaceae
Source: RefSeq, a predicted model, not a curated record